Sodiomyces alkalinus F11 is the source of this 3881-nucleotide messenger RNA. RefSeq names its product DNA repair protein. Bases 107 to 3829 code for a protein of 1240 amino acids. NCBI's taxonomy places the organism in Eukaryota, Fungi, Ascomycota, Sordariomycetes, Glomerellales, Plectosphaerellaceae. Gene Ontology annotation, cellular component: nucleus. The record is from RefSeq and is a predicted model, not a curated record. The transcript has 2 exons. Gene Ontology annotation, molecular function: deoxycytidyl transferase activity; DNA-directed DNA polymerase activity; damaged DNA binding. Gene Ontology annotation, biological process: error-prone translesion synthesis; error-free translesion synthesis.
CAGUGUCAUACGAUUCUAGUAUGAGAAUGUAAUCGAGCGUUAUUCUCGACCGACCAUGAACUACGACAUUCUCACAUGGCAGAACCCGACCCCUUAGCCAUCCGAGAUGGGCAGUCGUCUGGAAAAGAAUUCCUCUCAAGUGAGGAAGCGGAUCGAGAACCAUGCCUUCACCGACGAAGAAGGCGAAGAGUACGAAGGAAGCGAGUUUGGAGGGUUCGGCGACUACUUCAGGAGGAAAAAGCUCAAGCUGCAGAAUCUGGACGCAGGCCUCCGCGCAGCGUCUUCCGACAAGCCGCAGAUCUUCAAGGGCAUCGUAGCUCAUGUCAUGGGCUAUACCCAACCUCCAUUACAUAUACUACAUCGCCAACUCGUGCAACAUGGAGCCGGCUUCCUUCAGUAUCUCGACUCCAAGACGAUGGCGACGCAUAUCAUAGCGUCUGCCCUGCCGCCAAAGAAGUCGCUAGACUAUAGCCGGUACAGAAUCGUGAAGCCGGCUUGGGUGGUGGAUUCCAUUGAAGCCGGCAAGCUCUUGCCCUGGACCGACUACCGCGUGGUGGAAGAAGGCGCACGACAGAAGGUUCUCAAGUUUGAUCAGGGCAGCCUAUCUAGCCAGGCGACUCCGAAUGGCAAGCGGGGAUAUCGGGAACAGAGCGACAACAGCUUUUACACGAGUCAACUGAACGGGCCAUCCGGCGUCACGUCUGUUGCCACGCCCUCUCGCCAGCCUGCAGGUCCCAGUUUCGAGACGAGUCCACCUCCGCCCACUGAGAAAUGGCCCAGCGCAAAGAAGAAAUCCUUGGCUGACAUGGAAGAUAUCGAUGAUGAUUUCGACGAUGCCAUUUUCGAAGACAUGCAUCCCGGCGUAGACAUGGCGCAAGGCAAUACCAAGCCGCCCAGUGGACAAAUGUCUUCCGAGGUGGUUACAUCUGCAGCACCUCAUUCUAACGUCACACCAAAUGUCGACAGGAUAGCAGAAUUAGAAAAGAAAGCGAGCGGGAAGAAGCCCGAACAAAUGACGCCGGAAGAACACAAUGCUUGGCUGCUCUCCGAUCCCCGCAUUCGAAAAUCAUCCACGGCCAACCCCGACUUUCUCAAGCAGUUCUACUCAGAGAGUCGCCUUCACCACCUCUCGACCUGGAAAGCGGAGCUGAAAUCUCGAAUGCAGCGGCUGGCAAAAGAGAAAGAGUCGUCCGCCAAGGUGGCGAAAAGGAAACCGGGCGCUCGGCGCUAUGUCCUCCACGUGGAUUUCGACAGCUUCUUCUGUGCGGUAUCGUUGAAGAAACACCCUGAGUAUGCAGAGAAACCCGCAGCGGUCGCCCACAGCGCCGGGGGCGGCUCCGAGAUUGCAAGCUGCAAUUACCCCGCGCGCAAAUUCGGGGUGAAGAACGGCAUUUGGAUGAAGAGAGCCCAGGAGCUUUGCCCGGAGCUCAAAGUCUUGCCCUACGAUUUCCCGGGGUAUGAAGAGGCGAGCCGGCACUUCUACCAAGCCAUCCUGGAAGUCGGCGCCAUUGUGCAGAGUGUUAGCGUCGACGAGGCGCUGUUGGACGUGACCGGUGUGAUUUACGAUGCCGCGGGCUCUACCGGCACCGGCGUGGACGAGGGAAGUGUGUGGAGAGAACAGGCGGCCGCUGAUGAAAUCGCCCUCCAUCUUCGGGACACCAUCAAAGUCAAAACGGGGUGCGACGUCUCUGUUGGUAUCGGCGGCAAUAUCCUGCAGGCCAAGGUGGCGCUCAGACGAGCCAAACCUGCGGGACAAUUUCAGCUUAAGCCGGAAGCGGUUCUCGACAUGCUGGGCGAUCUCGAGGUGAAGGAUCUACCCGGCGUGGCAUACAGUAUCAGCGGCAAGCUUGAAGAGAUCGGGGUCAAGUUUGUAAAGGAUAUCCGGCAGGUCUCGAAGGAGAAGCUUUCGUCGACACUGGGCCCCAAGACGGGGGAGAAGUUAUGGGAAUACGCCCGCGGCAUCGAUCGUAGCGAGGUCGGAGAACAGCCUCCCCGGAAAUCAGUGUCUGCGGAGGUGAACUGGGGCAUUCGCUUCAUCAGCCAGGCGGAAGCGGAGGAGUUCGUCAUGAACCUCUGCAAGGAGCUGGAGCGCCGACUGGUCAACGAGCAGGUCAAAGGCAAGCAGCUUACCAUGAAGAUCAUGAGGCGGUCACUCGAUGCGCCCUUGGACCCGGCGAAACACCUGGGCCAUGGGAAAUGCGAUACCUUCAACAAGAGCGCCGUUUUCGGGGUCGCGACGAACAGCGCAGAGACGAUCGGGAAGGAAGCCGUGUCGAUACUUCGGUCCUUCAAGUUCAGUCCCGGGGACCUGCGAGGUCUGGGCCUGCAGUUGACCAAACUGGAACCUGUCAAGGCGGGAUCCUCAUCUGCCGUCGACGGAAGCCAAACACGGCUAGCGUUUCCCACGUUCAAUGCACCGCCCUCGGCGAGAAAGUCUCGUGGCGAUCCGAUCGAAGAAGCGGGAGAACGACAACCUAUCGCAGACAGCCGGUCGUCGAUCAAACGAGCGAGAUCUGACCCAAUCGACCCAAUCGAAGACUCGGAAAGCAGCCCAACGAGGAAGAAGAAGAGGACAUCUCCAGCUCAUGGCAUGGCUCAGGACCCCAUCGCAGAUGAUCCGCUCACGCCUCGCAGACCGAGGCAGGCGGCUGUCCAUCCGGCCCUGGCGAUUGCCAAGGCCGGAGAGAACGACGCAAGAGCCACGACGCCGCUGAAUAUUACAGGCACGCAAUUCACCCUUCCGUCGCAAGUCGAUCCCGCCGUUCUCGCAGAACUACCCAGCGACAUCAGGGCCAAACUCCAAGCGCGGCCCCAGCCUCAGCCGCGGCCACAAUGGUUCGCCAGGCAGGAGUCCCCCGUGUCCAGAUCACGAAGCGACAGCCCCGCCGUCCUAGACGAGCUCCCUUCGCAGGUCGACCCGGAAGUGUUCAACGCCUUGCCCGACGACAUGAAAGCCGAGGUGCUCGCGUCGUAUGGGCGAAGACCCGCCGGGCCGAGCGCGCCACCGCCACCGCCACCGCCACCGCAACAACAACAACAACAACAACAACAACAACAACAACAACAACAACAACAACAACAACAACAACAACAACAACAACAGUCGCCCCGCCGAGACAGGCAGAUGCAACCGAGGAAGCCGACGACGCCCACGAAACGGGGAGGGGGAGGCAUCAGGGGCAUGUGGAGCAAAACGCGCGAGCGGCAGCAAGACGCGGCCGCACGCCGCACGCAGACCAGCUUGGUUCCCAUCCGAAGACGGAACCGUCACGGCGGCGGGGCAGACGGUGCGGGACCGGCGACGGAGGAAGAAGAGCCGGAAGAGCUGGAUCCCGAAAUCCUGGCCGAACUGCCCGAGGACGUCCGGCGGGAGGUGUUGGAAGAUCAUCGGCGCAGGCGCCUGGCGCGGAAAUCGGGGCUGAAUUUCCAGCCUGCGCCGGGACGACGUCGGCAGGUGGGGGCGGAGGCGGACGAGGGGCGGAGGCGGGGGCCGAGGACGCUCCGGUUUCCGGCGCCGCCGCGGAGGAUCUCGUUCGCUGGGACGGGGGGGGAGGUGAAGGACAUGCUCGAGGCGUGGCAUGGGCAGUCGAAGGACGAUGGGCCGCACAGGGCGGACGUGCAGGUGUUUGAGAAGUAUCUCGGGCGGGUGGUGCUGGAGGAGCGGGAUAUGGAUAAGGCCGUUAAGUUGGUGCAGUGGCUCGAGUUCCUCGUUGGGGCGGACCCGUCUGACGGAGUUGGGAAGCAGGUGUGGAAGCAGGCGGUUGGAGAGGUCAAAGAGGAGGUGCAGAAGGCUGUGAAGGAGAGGGGGCUGGGACCGGUGCACUUUUGAAGGCGUGUUUUUGCUGCAUGGGAGGUUUAGGAAGCACGACGUUAGGAUACGA